AUGCUACCUUUAUGGACGUGGGAGUGUGUAAAUGAAAAAUGUUUGCCAACGAAAGCAACAAUCUCCGGAAAACUUCAGUCUUUAGUCACGUGCAACAUGUUGUGUUCUACCAUUCAACUUUGGCCUCAACCUACCGGCUCUGUGAGUUUAUCGACUACCGCUGUACCCGUGCGUGCUGAUUUAUUCCAAUUGCAAGUGAUGGGCGUUACUUCUCGACCUGUUCAGGAACAUCUGCAGGAUGCGUUUGAUAUAUUUCGUCAGGAAUUACGUUUAACAGAACAAAAAAUACAUGGAUUUGAAGAGUGGCAGAGAGUUAUUGUACGCGUAGGUAUCAAUGGAAGUGCAGAUCCUCGCAUGCGUCUCGACACUGAUGAGAGCUAUCGAAUGUCAGUACGGCCUAAGGAAGGGAGCGGCGGUGUCAUGAUUGUGGAUAUAGCUGCAAAGUCGUUUUGUGGAGCUCGACACGGGCUUGAAACUCUUGCACAGAUGAUAUGGCUCGACCCUUACGCUGGGUCUUUGUUAAUGAUGGAAGCUGCUAGCGUGGAUGACGCACCACGAUUUCGUUAUCGUGGUUUGAUGAUAGAUACAUCUCAUAACUAUUUCCCAGUUCACGAACUUAUUCGCACAAUAGAUGCCAUGGCUACAUGUAAAUUAAACACUUUUCACUGGCAUGCUACCGGUGCUCAAGGUUUCUCAAUAAUGUUUGGUAGUGUACCUCAACUUGCUCAUUAUGCGGGUUAUGAACACGCCGCCAUGUACACUCCAGAAGAUGUACGCACCAUCGCACGACAUGCUCGGCUUAGAGGUAUUCGCGUGCUCUUGGAAGUUGACAUACCAGCACAAAUAGGUCAUGCAUGGGAUUGGGGUCCCACUGUUGGCCUCGGAGAACUGGCUCAUUGCAUGGAAUCGGAGCCUUGGAUUGCAUAUUGUGAUGAACCGCCAUGCGGUCAACUUAAUCCUCGUAAUCUACACGUUUAUGAAAUACUGGAGCGUCUUUUCCUGGAAAUUAUUCAACUUACUGGCGUAGACGAUCUUUUUCACAUUGGCGGGGAUGGGGUCACUGAACAUUGUUGGGCUGAAGUCUUCAACGACACUGAUCCUAUGGAAAUAUGGCUCGAAUUUACACGGAAAACAUUGCAAAGUUUAGAAAAGGCUAACGGAAAAUUACCAAAUCUCACGUUGAUAUGGUCAUCGCAGUUGUGUGAAAGAAUUAAAUCGGAUUUGAAGGAAUAUGUUCAUAGCGUUGGAUUACAGGCUCGAAAUGUAGCAUGGAACGAAAACUAUGUUAGUGGUCUGAGAACUGUUUUAUCUAAUGAAGACGCUUGGGACUUAAACAACGGAAUGGGGACAUGGUACGAAGAUGCACAGGGUGCACCAUAUAAUUCUUGGCAGAGGAUUUAUGAGCAUCGACCGUGGUCACGGAGUACUUUGGGUCGCUUGGAAGGUGGAGAAGCAACUGUGUGGUCUUCGACGGUGGGCGCAGGUGGAUUGGAUGCUCGCGUUUGGCCACGAGCUGCCGCUUUGGCUGAACGUCUGUGGGCAGAUCGUCCUGAGGGCGCUACGCGACCGGUGCAAGCGCGUCUAGACGUUCACCGCACACGCCUCGUCACGAGGCACAACAUACAAGCCGAAUCCAUGUGGUCCAUGUGGUGUACCCAGAAUACUUACACCUGUCGUUAA
Messenger RNA from Parnassius apollo (apollo), 1680 nucleotides. The record is from the annotation of a GenBank genome assembly. NCBI's taxonomy places the organism in Eukaryota, Metazoa, Arthropoda, Insecta, Lepidoptera, Papilionidae.